Molecule: messenger RNA, 1124 nt
Organism: Pelodiscus sinensis (Chinese soft-shelled turtle)
Lineage: Eukaryota; Metazoa; Chordata; Testudines; Trionychidae
Source: RefSeq, a predicted model, not a curated record
AUGUCAGAUUCCAACACAACUACCUUCACCAACCCCUCCACCUUCAUCCUGCUGGGCAUUCCCGGCCUGGAGGCGGCUCAUGUGUGGAUCUCCAUCCCCUUCUGCACCAUGUACGUCUGGAUCUCCAUCCCCUUCUGUGUCAUGUACAUCAUAGCCAUCUUGGGGAACUUUGCCAUCCUGUUCAUUGUGAAGAAGGAGCACAGUCUCCAUGUACCCAUGUACUAUUUCCUCUGCAUGCUGGCCGUCACCGACCUGGUGCUGUCCACAACCACCCUGCCCAAAAUGCUGGCAAUCUUCUGGUUCAAUUCCAGGGAGAUCAGUUUCAGUGCAUGCCUCAGCCAGAUGUUUUUCAUACACUGCUUCUCAGCAAUUGAGUCUGGGAUCUUCGUGGCCAUGGCACUUGAUCGCUAUGUGGCCAUCUGCCACCCCCUGAGACAUUCCACCAUCUUGACAAACUCUCUGGUGAUGAAGAUUGGCCUGGUCAUUGUGUUGCGUGGCAGCAUUCUCGCACUGCCCUAUCCCAUCCUGGCAAGGCAGUGGCCAUACUGCAGAAGCAACAUCAUCCUGCAUACCCACUGUGAGAACUUGGCUGGGGUGACCCUGGCCUGUGCCGACACUCGCAUCAGUAGUUACUACGGCCUCUUUGUGCUGUCCUGUAGGAUUGGUCUAGAUGUGUUUUUCAUCACUCUAUCUUAUAUCCAGAUCCUCAGGGCCAUCUUCAGACUCCCCACAAAGGACGCCCGGCUCAAAACUUUUGGGACUUGCGGCUCGCACUUUGGUGCCAUCUUAGCCUUUUACAUCCCAACUCUGUUUGCCUCCCUGACAUCCCGUUUUGGUCACAAUUUGCCCCUUCAUUUCCACAGUUUCAUUUCCAAUGUGUACCUCCUGGUUCCUCCCAUGCUGAACCCCAUCAUCUAUGGAGUGAGAAGCGAACAGAUCCGGGACAGGCUGCUUCGGCCCUUUACUUAUUAAGGGACUAUAAUUUUCUCCUCUGGUUGUGGCUCUCAACCAGAGCUCCGUGGAGCGCUAGUUGGUGACAUGGCUCUCUUCUCUGAGUCACCCUCUGGCCAAUCAAAGAAAGAUUAAAUUGACCAUGUUUUCUCAGCAUAACAUACUGGGGAAUC